Molecule: messenger RNA, 814 nt
Organism: Microdochium trichocladiopsis
Lineage: Eukaryota; Fungi; Ascomycota; Sordariomycetes; Xylariales; Microdochiaceae
Exons: 1
Coding region: 101-652 (183 amino acids)
Source: RefSeq, a predicted model, not a curated record
AACAUGAAUAAGGCCACCCAGAGAAACAAUCGGCGAAGGCAAAUGACAUGCUCGUGGGCGGCAUUGACUGUUGCGUACUGGCAAUCACGGCCGUAUAUGCAUGUCAAGCACAUGCAGCGACGAGUGUUGCUGGUUUCCUUGGAAAUGCGUUGCACUGGGUGACGACGGCCGAGCGGGCUCAGGUUGCGCAAAUCGGAUAUGUGUGAUGUCCAACGUAGCACACGACGCGAUGCCGGGGCAGCAGUUCUUAUGGCGGGGAUGGUUUGGAAAGGCAGUCGUUGGCGCCAAGCGUUGCGACGAAAGUAUCGUCACUGCUGGCGACGUAGAGGGUUUGGAAGAGGAUGAAGAAGGCUCCGCGCAAGUCGAAGGCAUUCGAGAUUCCACAGGUAGACCGACUGGAUUUGGGAUGUGCUGCGCCGCGAUAGUGAUGUGGACGAUCAAGGCCCGUGGGCAAUGGGCUGACUUGAGGAGUGGAGGGCAGACAGGCGAUGGCGGGGCGCAGGCAGCAAGCACCCAGGCAUCGAUGUCAUCGGUGCCAGAGGGUUGCGCCUUGCCAAGGAUAUGCCCGCAGGGUUGGGCACCGGUGUGUGCCUGCCUCCCGCCUCCCGGUUACUGUGAUUUUGAUUACUCUGGCGCCCUGGCAAAUCCAUGAAUGGCUGGGGAGCGUCGUGUCCAUCACAAGCAUGCAUUUGCAGAACCGCGUCAACAAAACUACAUCCCCAUUCGGGCUAUCUGGAAAGAACAAUCACUGCCUCGGCCGGGACCGUGCCAGUCCACAAAUAGCCCGCAUCCCCGAGUCCGCUCAGCGGCCCAG